Telopea speciosissima is the source of this 2181-nucleotide messenger RNA. RefSeq names its product disease resistance protein RUN1-like. The transcript is spliced from 6 exons. The coding region runs from base 1 to 2181 and encodes 726 amino acids. Gene Ontology annotation, biological process: defense response. The record is from RefSeq and is a predicted model, not a curated record. Lineage: Eukaryota; Viridiplantae; Streptophyta; Magnoliopsida; Proteales; Proteaceae. Gene Ontology annotation, molecular function: ADP binding.
AUGGGAAUAUGUGGCUUAGGUGGUAGUGGGAAGACAACUAUUGCCAAGGCAGUCUACAAUCGUUAUUGUUCAUCUUUCACAAGGCAUAGUUUUCUUUCAGAUGUUAGAGAAGAAGCAAUACGAGGCAUGGGUCUUGUAGCUUUGCAGAAGCAACUUCUUAAUGAUAUCUUCAAAAACAAUUUUGGAUUUAGUAAAGAACAGGUAGAUGCUUUGGCUGGUGAACUCAAUUGGUUUGGUGAAGGAAGUAGGGUCAUAAUAACAUCCAGAGACGAACAUAUUCUGAAUAUGGUUAAAGUUGAUAAAGAUAAAAUCUAUCGGUCUCGAAUAUUGGAUCCUAUGCAAUCUCUUCGACUAUUUAGUUUGCAUGCUUUUUCAACGGAUCAACCUCCUGUUGAAUAUAUGGAACUUUCAAGUAAAGUGGCACAAUAUUCAGGAGGGUUGCCUUUAACUCUAGAGGAUGUCCAAAGAAAGUUGAGGUUAAGCUAUGACAAUCUGGAUGAUGAUCAAAAAGCCAUAUUUCUCGAUGCUGCAUGUUUUUUCAGUGGAUGGGAAAAAAAAGCAGUAAUGUCCAUAUGGAAAGCUUGUGACUAUGAUCCUGAAGUAGCAAUAGACGGACUAAGUAAAAGGUCCCUUAUAAAAUUUGAAACGCAUGGUGGUUUUCGCUUGAGGAUUCAUGAUCAGCUUCGAGACAUGGGAAAGGAAAUUGUUAGACAAGAAAAUUGUAUGGAGCCAGGUAUGCGCAGUAGGUUAUGGCGUCUCGACGAAAUCUCAGAAGUAUUAGAAGGAUGCAAGUGUUUCCAAGAGUUGAAAGUUCUCGAUCUUAGUGAAUGUAAAUCUCUAUCCAAGUCCCCAAACUUCUUAUGGUUUCCUAACUUGGAGCGAUUAGACCUUCGAUAUUGUGUAUCCUUGGUUGAGUUAGACGAGUCCAUCAAGCACUUGAGUGAGCUCAAAUUUCUUAUUCUCAAAUUCUGUUAUUCAUUGGAGAAGCUGCCUGAGAUGAUUGGCGAUCUAAAAUCUCUAGUCAAGCUUGACUUGACGCACACCAAAAUGGAAGAACUCCCAGACAGCAUUUGCAGGCUGAGUUCUCUCAAAAAGCUUAUUCUCCAAUUGAAUGUGUCACUCAAGAAGUUACCAGAAAACAUUGGUGAACUAAAAUCUUUGGUCAAUCUCAAAUUGACUAAUGUUUCAAGCAUAGAGGAAUUGCCGGAUGGUGUUGGACUAUUGGAGAAGCUUGAGGAAUUAGAUGUUGAGGGUUGCUCGAAACUUGAAAAGCUACCAAGAUCAAUGGGGAGAAUGAGGUGUUUGCAAAAACUUAACCUGAAAGGAACCAAUGUUUCAAAAUUACCUGAUGAUUUUUCAAGGCUCUCAAAUUUAGAGAAGUUGAAAAUGCCUAGCAUGCUUCAAACCCUCCCACCAGAUCUGUCACACUUGAAAAAUUUGAAGCAAUUAGAGUUUUCUUAUUGCGAGGAGUUGCAACACAUCCCAGAGCUUCCCUCAACUUUAGUUGUACUUUGUUGUGUAUAUUGUCGUAAAUUGGUACGACUACCAGAUUUGUCAAGUUUCAAAUUUUUGAAAACAUUAAAACUUGAUUAUUGUGAAAAGUUGGAGGAGAUUCGAGGCCUUGAGGGAACAGAAUCCUUGGAAGAAUUGUUAGCACCAGAAUGCUAUGAAUUGACAAAUACUCCAAGGAAGAUACUGGGCCAGGGAACAUUACUUUUACCAAACAGUAAAUUGCAGGGAGAAACGUAUUCAUUGAGUACUGAUGAUGGGAUUGAUGCGGAACACUCUCGGUGCCACCCAAGACCAGCCUUGCUAGAUCCACCUCUACGUGGCCCAGCAAACCUUGGAAGAAACCCUGUCUUCGAAGAUGGGUAUGAGGAAGACAACUCUAGCUCAGACGAUGAUCUUCUUGGCCGUGACGAUGACCGGGAUCCUAGGAAUCGUCACCCCCGCCGACAGACGAAUUACCGACAAGACAAUGCCCCAUUUCCAGUCCGUAAUGAAAAUUAUCGCAUCAAGGCCGACAUUCCCAACUUCCACGGGAGCGUCGACAUUGAAGGAUACUAUGAUUGGGAAUAUGAGGUUGAGCAGUUCUUCAACCUUAUGGACGUGGCUGAAGAUCGACAAGUUAAACUAGUAGCGUACAAAUUAAAAGGAGGUGCUGCAGCAUGGUGGACAUAA